AGCUGUAUCAACUUUCCGUUUAAGUAGUAUUCGUUCUCCGCUAUUGUCAUUCAGUAAAUGCGGCUCUUACUUCACAAGAACUUUUACUAUUGUGACGACUACCAUUCAGCCAGACGCAGUAACAUCCUUGUCUGCAUUGUACUCUUGAUGACAGGCGCAUCUUGGGAUUUUCGCCAUGGAAAACGACUCUCCGGCCAGUUCCUCCAGUACUUCUUCGUCCGAAGAAGAGGAGGAACUCCUUUCUAGCACAUUGCGAGGCCAUGGGUGCGGUAUCAAGAGCGAGUUUGACAAGACCCCUCAUCAAUUUAUGCCUGAGGGAAAGGUAGAGAAUUAUAUCACCAGGGACACUGUCCUGGCCGCGCUUGAUCUAACAGAUCCAAGAAAGAAGGAAAGGAAGGAAAAGAAGAAUGAAGAGCUAGUGCAAUUCGUCCUGACCAAAGCAAUGAAGAUAUUUGCGAUUCUAGUCUAUACGCGACUGGAUCGGAGCGCCUCUCACUUACGCAAAGCGAUGGAAUUUUUUAAAAAGAAGAACUGGGGCGAUAAGAAUUUACCGUUCAGAUACCGUGAUGGCGAGUUGGUCCCUAAAAAUGCAGAGAAAGACAAAUGCGAGAUUUGGCAACAGAUUUCCUCCGCAGGAUCGGUUCUAGCAGAGGAAAAGGGGAAGACGCAAAGUGGAACAUGGCGUUGGGACUUUUGUGAGUCUCAAUGGAUGUUUCUCGCGCCUGUGUUCUCGACAGAGGAGGCUAAUCACGAUCUCGAAGAGGAACUUAUCCUUCCUUUCAUAAAAAAACAUACCGACUUACAUCAAGGAUCGUUCGGCCUAGUUUCGUGCUACAAUAUUCAUGAAAACCACCUACAUGAUCCAUCCAACCCUCAAUCUGUAGGGAGCAGAACUAUAGCCGUUAAGGAAAUAAAGGCAGAAGAAGACGCUGAAGAAGUCGCUAAACACUGGGCAGAUGAAGUAGGCGCCCUCCAGAUGAUGAAUCAACUCAACCACUCCCACAUUGUGCGCUUUAUAACUGCUUUUCGUCGCAAUACCAGGGGUGGGCAAGAGCAUUAUUUGAUGUUUGAGUGGGCGGAUCAUGGAAAUCUCCGGGGCCUUUGGAAGCAAGACCCGUCCAUCAAAUCAACAGCUCAGCUAGUCAAAGAUGUGAUAAAGCAACUAUGGGGACUUGCUUCAGCUCUUGACCGUGCUCACAACCUCGGUAAAAACAAUUCCUCUUACCGCCAUGGCGAUCUCAAGCCUGAGAAUAUUCUUCGUUUCAGUGGCGGUGGAUCCAUCGGCACGCUGAAAAUGGGCGACUGGGGCGAGGCCAAAAUACAUAAUAUCAACACGGAACUGCGCCCAAGCAAGACAACGGCAAAGUAUGGCACCCGACGUUACGAAUCUCCGGAAGUCAUAACUGGAGUGAGACAAAGCUUUCUCGGCCAACCAAGGAAACGGCGUUCUCGCUUAUAUGAUAUAUGGGCUAUGGGCUGCAUCACCUUGGAAUUCAUCGUUUGGCUUGUUUAUGGACGGAAAAAACUCGAUGAGUUCAACCGCAGCAUUCAAGGAGAGUCUGGUGAAAACUCACCGUUUUAUCAAAUCCUUGAGGUAGAUGGAAAGAAGGUGGCGCGAGUUCACGACGACGCAGUGCGUUGGAUGGAAUAUCUUGAACAGGAACCAGCUUGCAGGAUAGGAUCCACUGCCCUAGGAGAUCUGCUUGAUCUGGUUAAGAACUCCCUUCUCGUAGUAAAACUACCUCGACGAUUGGGAUCAAAUCUAAGUCGCAUGGAUGAACAGGAAGGUAGCCAAUCUCUCUCACACGUUGCACACACAAGCCUUUUUACGCCAAAGCCGUCUCUUCGUAAAGACUCUUUUGGUAGCUUUUCUGGGUCCAUAAUUGGGUCUACGACACAACCAGUCACACCAGUGGAUCUCCCCUCAAUCACAGUGACACUCGCAGAGACGCAAGAGCCAGAGAGAAUACCUGCUCCUCCAGAAAAAGAGCCGGAGGGACCUGCUCGCUGUCUAGCAACCGACUUUCGGACUCGACUGGAACAUAUUUUGGGAGAGGAUGAAGACGAGAGCUACUGGCACAUCAAUCAACCACAGCCUCUCUCUGCAUUGGCAUCAGCUAAUCAACCAGUCACAUCCAACUUCAAUAUUGAGCGAGGGGAAUCAUUCACUACCAAUUCCGUAAACAAGAGCAAGUCAUCCUCGGCUGGCCUCACAGCUCCAACUGUAGAAAAGGUGGAUUAUGCAUCUCCUGAACUCGAUGAAGAUGACUGGAAAUACUUAGUCGAUACUGGAUUUGCCUCCAAGCUCAUUAAAUCGCUGGGAUUGAAGCAAUCAGCUGAUUCCCCGGAUGGACAGCCAUUUUGUUCUUCCUGUCCCAGCUGCAACGAUUUUCGCAGCCAACUAUGGACGCCAGGAUUCUCGAUCACAUACAAUGUGGCCGAUCUCGAAAGCCGUGGGAGCAUUCCCGGUUGUGAGGUUUGUGGUUUGCUCUGGAGAACUUGCAAGCGGAACAGUGGUCGAAGCUCUUUGACAGUGCAGUUCAAUCGCGUUGGUUCUACACUAAGAAUGAACAGUGGUGGCUUUCCAGUGCUGUCGAUGGUCCGUAGGCCGCUUCGAAACAUUGAAUCGAUCAACGAUAUCCAAAUUGGAUUUGCUGAACUCCCCACAGAGGGUGGAUUCGAACAUAUGGAGGUCGUCAGACAAUGGCUCCGCGACUGCGACGAAAACCAUAACCCGAAUAUUUGCAAACCAGCUGAGCACAUAUGCGGAAGCCGAGAUGCGAAAGUGCGACUGCCUACUAGGCUGAUAGAUGUAGGGACAAACGGCACGGUGCGACUAUGGGAAACAACCGCAGAAGAUGUCGGAGAAUGGAUCGCGCUGUCACAUCAGUGGGGUCCAGAGCCUCAUUUCGCAACAUAUCCCAAUAAUGUUGAAGAGCAUAAACAAGGGAUUGAGAUAGGAAAACUUGCAGCUACUUUUAGAGAUGCUGUCAGAGUCACUCGUGCACUUGGCCACCGAUAUCUUUGGAUCGAUUCCAUUUGCAUCAUUCAAGGUCCCGACGGGGAUUUUGAGCAAGAGGCCAAACGUAUGGAAGACGUUUACAGUGGUGCCAACUGUGUCAUCGCCGCUAGUUGCUCCACCGAUCAUUUCUCGGGGUUCUUUCAUCAACGCAACCAUCGAGACAUUGUGAACAUGCGUCCAGAGGGGAAGAAUGACAUGCCUUUCGCAAUGUGUCAGACUAUCGAUAACUUCAAAGAACACGUACUCGAGGGUGCUCUGAACCGUCGUGGUUGGGUUCUUCAGGAGCAUGCUCUCGCCCGUCGAACCAUCUUCUUCACGGAACACCAGACCUACUUCGAAUGUGGCGAUGGUGUCCGCUGCGAAACUAUGGGUAAAAUGAGAAAUACGCAAGCCGCACUCCUCGGCGAUCCCAACUUCCCACAAAUUCUCUCACAUGCUGCUGUGGGUGAAAGGAUUCUUCGCUACCAGAAGCUUUACUCCGAAUAUAGUCGUCUCGGGUUGUCCCAAUCAUACCAACGCCCCAUCGCCAUAGAAGGUCUCCAGCAACGACUUCUCCGCACGAUGCGUGUCGAUGGUGGCUUUGGGGUCUUCGACGGGGACGCGACUCGAGGCUUGUUGCGUCGCAGCUUAUUAUGGUGUCGUGGGAGCGAUACAGAAAGCCUUUCACCAAUCCAGUUCCCAACAGGAGGUGUUCCAUCAUGGUCGUGGAUGGCAUACACAGGAGGUAUUGAUUAUUUGGACAUCGGUUUUGGAACACUCGACUGGGAAGAUAUACAAAGUCCGUGGUCAAGAGGUGGGGGCCAGUCGAUUGAGGGUCCCCCUGUAUUGGUAGCAAAAGCAAGAGUAUAUGACCCCGGUGCUGCGAAUGAAAGUGAGGGGGCGCUAGUAUGGGACACCCCGAAAAGUUCUUUGAGUCAACUAAGCGAGACAUUGUGCGUGGUAAUGGGCAAAGAGAAAGGAAGUAUGCCAGAUCAGGAUAAAAGACAUGCAGUGUUGGUGAUCAAGCCCAAGGAGAAUACUGUAACCCCCUCGCAGCCGAAGGAUUAUGUGAGGAUUGGAACUGGGUUCAUGCCAGGAAAAUGUAUUGGGCCAUCCUUUGUUAAAGUCAACAUUCAUUAAAUGCGGUCGGAGGGGAGUUGCUUUCCUU
Aaosphaeria arxii CBS 175.79 is the source of this 4169-nucleotide messenger RNA. RefSeq lists its product as uncharacterized. Gene Ontology annotation, molecular function: protein kinase activity; ATP binding. Gene Ontology annotation, biological process: protein phosphorylation. Bases 176 to 4141 code for a protein of 1321 amino acids. Lineage: Eukaryota; Fungi; Ascomycota; Dothideomycetes; Pleosporales. The record is from RefSeq and is a predicted model, not a curated record. The transcript has 4 exons.